Messenger RNA from Seriola dumerili (greater amberjack), 4439 nucleotides. It is a transcript of the gene ireb2, whose product is annotated as iron responsive element binding protein 2. Gene Ontology annotation, biological process: citrate metabolic process; tricarboxylic acid cycle. Gene Ontology annotation, molecular function: iron-responsive element binding; aconitate hydratase activity; 4 iron, 4 sulfur cluster binding. The record is from RefSeq and is a predicted model, not a curated record. The transcript has 22 exons. Lineage: Eukaryota; Metazoa; Chordata; Actinopteri; Carangiformes; Carangidae. Gene Ontology annotation, cellular component: mitochondrion; cytosol. The coding region runs from base 61 to 2982 and encodes 973 amino acids.
UCAGUUCGGCGCUGUCCUGUGCAGUCGUGAGGACGGGUCGUGUUGAUUUCAGAAGUCAUCAUGGCGCUCACUUCCCCAGUCAAAGAGCACCCAUAUAGUCAUCUAAUCGACACACUGAAAGAUGGCAAGAUCAAGUUCUUCAACCCACAGAAAUUAAAUGAUCCAAGAUAUGACAAGCUGCCUCUGUCCAUCCGCGUCUUACUGGAGGCAACAGUUCGUAACUGUGAUGGCUUUUACACGAAAGAAGAAGACGUCCAGAACCUCUUGGACUGGCAGCAGCAGCAGAGUAAAGCCGAGGUGCCGUUCUCUCCAGCGCGAGUCCUUCUCCAGGACUUCACUGGUAUUCCUGCCAUGGUGGACCUGGCAGCCAUGAGGGAUGCUGUUGCCAAACAUGGCGUGGACCCCAGCCUGGUCAACCCUAAAUGCCCCACAGACCUCAUUGUAGACCACUCAUUACAGAUUGAUUACAGCAAAUGUGCCAUACAGAAUGCUCCAAACCCCGGUGGAGGGGACGGUCCAAACCAGAGCCAGGGUCCUUCUCGUUCCACACCCUCCAGGCCUCCGUCCAGAGGGGGCUCACACUGUGGAGGCCAGCGGGGCACGUGUAGUAAAGCUGCUUGCAAUGACCCUCCGGCCUCCCCGGGUCGACCUCCAGCCUCUGUCCAGCAGAUCGAGAACACGCCUCUCCUCUGCCCUUUCCACCUGAAGCCUGUGUCUGAAACUGAAACAGCUUUGAAAAACCAGGAAAUGGAACUGAUCAGAAACAAAGAGCGGCUUCAGUUCUUCAAGUGGUGUUCUAAAGCUUUCAAGAAUGUGAACGUGGUUCCUCCGGAUGUUGGUGCAGUCCACCAGGUGAAUCUGGAGUAUCUGUCCAGAGUGGUCCAGGUCAGGGAUGGUUUCAUCUACCCUGACAGCGUGGUGGGAACCGACUCCCACACCACGAUGAUCAACGGCCUGGGCAUUCUGGGCUGGGGUGUUGGGGGAAUCGAGUCAGAAGCGGUGAUGCUGGGCCAGCCAGUGUCUCUGACUCUUCCUCAGGUGGUGGGCUGUAAACUGGUGGGCUCCAUCAACCCCCUAACCACCUCCAUAGACGUCGUCCUCGGCAUCACAAAGCACUUGCGGCAGGCUGGGAUCGCUGGAAAGUUUGUAGAGUUUUUUGGACCUGGCGUCUCCCAGCUCUCCGCCCCUGACCGAACCACCAUCGCCAACAUGUGCCCAGAGUACAACGCCACUGUUAGCUUCUUCCCUGUCGACCAAGUCACACUCAAGCACUUUAAAAAGACAAACUUUACCCAGGAGAAACUUGAAUUGCUGGAAUCUUACAUGAAGGCUGUAAAACUUUUCCGAUGCUUUGAAGACCCAUCAGAAGACCCCCAGUAUUCUGAGGUGAUUGAAAUCAACCUGAGCUCCAUGGUGCCCUAUGUGAGCGGACCAAAGAGACCUCAGGACCGAGUGGCAGUCUGCAGCAUGAAAGAAGACUUCCAGAGUUGUCUCGAUGAGAAGGUGGGUUUUAAAGGCUUCCACAUCUCCAAGGAGAAGCAGGACACCCGCAUCCCUUUCCUGCAUGGUGGUCAGGAGUACCAGCUGGCCCACGGCUCUGUGGUCAUCGCUGCCGUUAUCAGCUGCACCAACAACUGCAACCCUUCUGUCAUGCUGACUGCAGGUCUACUGGCCAAAAAGGCCGUGGAGGCGGGGCUUGUUGUCAAGCCUUACAUCCGGACCAGCCUGGCUCCUGGAAGUGGCAUGGUCACUCACUACCUCAGUACCAGUGGAGUCCUGCCUUACUUUAACCAGCUAGGGUUUGAGGUGAUAGGUUAUGGUUGUGCCACCUGUGUAGGAAACACAGCACCGUUACCCGAAGCUGUCGUGGAUGCAAUCAAACAGGGGGACCUGGUGGCCUGCGGUGUGUUAUCUGGCAACAGGCACUUUGAGGGCCGCCUGUGUGACUGCGUGCGUGCCAACUACCUGGCCUCCCCUCCCCUGGUGGUGGCUUAUGCUAUCGCGGGCACUGUGGGAAUUGACUUUGAGAAAGAGCCUUUAGGUGUGACGUCGGAGGGGAAGGAUGUGUAUCUGCGUGAUAUCUGGCCGUCCAGGGAGGAGGUCCAGCAGACGGAGGAGGACACGGUCAUCUCCUCCAUUUUUAAGGAUCUCAGGGGAAGGAUGGAGAAAGGGAACACUUUUUGGAACAACGUUGACUGUCCAGACUCUGUACUUUUCCCCUGGGAUCACAAGUCCACAUAUAUCCGCUCACCGUGUUUUUUCAGCAAGUUGAGUAAAGAGGUUCCUCCUCCUCAGUCGAUAGAGAGCGCUCAUGCCUUACUGUUCCUCGGGGACAAAGUGACCACGGACCACAUCUCACCAGCGGGCAGCAUUGCCAGGGUCAGCGCUGCAGCCAAGUACCUGCUGAGCAAACGCCUGACGCCGCGGGAGUUUAACUCUUACGGCGCUCGCAGAGGGAAUGACGCAGUGAUGACCAGAGGCACAUUCGCCAGCAUCAAGCUCCAAAAUCGAUUCAUCGGCAAAUCAGGCCCCAAGACUUUGCACAUUCCUUCAGGCCAGACACUGGAUGUCUUCGAGGCAGCUGACCGCUAUCAGAGAGACGGCAUUCCUCUCAUCAUCCUGGCAGGCAAAGACUACGGCUCUGGAAACUCCAGGGACUGGGUAGCCAAAGGACCAUACCUGCUGGGGGUACGUGCAGUCAUCGCUGAGAGCUUUGAGAAGUUGCACAAGAACCAGCUGGUGGGAAUGGGCAUCAUGCCGCUCGAGUUCCUGCCCAGCCAGAACGCUGACUCGCUGGAGCUCAGCGGGAAGGAGAGGUUUACCAUCACCCUUCCAGAGAGCCUGAGUCCAAGGCAGCAGCUCACUGUCAAGACCAGCCAAGGAAAGUCCUUCGUCGUCACCGCACUGUUUGACACCGAGAUGGACGUUAUCUUUUUCCAGCACGGAGGGCUUCUUAGAUAUGUUGGUCGGACAUUACUCUGAAAGCGCCUGCAGCCUGGCCCCAAGCCUACUGAGCGUGCACCAGGCUCAUGAACUGCAGCCCUCAUCAUUUCACCGGUUUGUCUUCAGCAUGGAUGAAAAGCGGCACGUUGGAGUGACAUUAAGACAUAAUGGUGGUUUGUCUGUUUAAGCUUGGACGAACGUCUCCAAACUUAUUGGAGUCAUGAGACGACAGUUUUAGCUGCUUCUCCAUCACUACGCGUGGCUGUUUCUUGCUUUUGCAAUGGCCUCGUUUCUCCUCACAUGACCGUCAAAACAAGUGCAGGAGGAAGUGCUGACACGCGCUCCAAUAAAGAGAUUGUACCCUAGUCGACCUUGGAACAUCAGUUUCUAUCUUGAUGAAUCCUGUCUGCUUCUGUUGUCGUUAGAUUGAAAAAAGAAACAAUCCUGCCUGGAAAGGCUAAGAUGGUGCUAGGUACUAUGGCAUGAAUACAUUGUUUUUUAGGGUGCAGCACAGCCUGUUUUCCCAUCGUCCAAGUAAAAUGAAGUUACAGAAUUGAUGUCAGUUGCCCGUAUUUCUAAUUGGGGCCAAACAAUCCUAUGUAAAUUAUAGUUCUGUUAAUAUUUCUUUAAUCAAACUUUUUUGCAAAUAGUACAUUUGCCUCCUAAUACUCAAUUUUUAUUAUGUGGGAAAAAUGUGAAAUUCUUCUUUUUUGCUGUUACUUGUGUCACUAAACUCCCCGCUUUACCAUGGCUCCUACAACUGACAGUCUUCUGCAUUACAUUAAAGGUAAAUUGUGAAAGCUUUUCUGCAUAAAGAAUCCAUUGAUACCAAUGUAGGCAGCAGCAGAGUACCUAUUGGAAAUACAAUUAGUAUUUGUACCCAAUGUAUCAUCAAAGUACAAACAGUUUUUAUGUUGUUAACUGGUGCUGAAGUGAAAGGCAGUUGUUGUGGUGUUGAUGGCUCUAUUUACACUUGUCAUUUUGAUUUAAUGGUUUGUAGGUAUGAUUGAAAACAGCUGAUUGUGUGAGAUCACGCUGCUGAAAUCACCUUAAUGGCUUUUAUUUAUGUAUCAUCUCCAGUGACGUUGAUGAGUCCAGUUCAGUCUCUUUCUGCAGCCUGAGCCCGACGGCCUCCAGCAGUGUUCAACAUCAUUAGCAUAAUUAUUUAUUCAAAGGGGAACUCCACCGAUUUUAGUUUGUUUACAGGUCUUAGAGAAUACCACCGCAUAUGUGAAAAAAGUUAUAUAAAACUUUAUAAAAUGUGAUGUCACUUGAGGCAGCAUCUGUCUGAAAACUACAGGACUGAAAAGUAAAAAAAUCUGUUGGUGUGGAGUUAGAGACACGUGAGAUUACCAGACCUCUGAAGCCCACUCCUCAUCUCUGCUUGACGCUAGCAGCUCAGGCCAACAUUAGCUGCUUCUAGCAUAACACACCCAAAUCUCAAAUUUGCUUUUUUUGUGAGUUUUUGGGGGUUGUGUUGCAUUGUGGGUAAUGAA